AUGAAAUUAAGAGAAGAAAUUAAACAAAAAUUUUAGAAGAACUUUUCUAUUUUAUCAUUAAAACUAGAAUUACUUUAUUUAUGUUUAGAAAAUAAUUUAUCAUAAAUAUUAAUGAUGAAAGUAAUAAGCAGGAUGUCUUCAUUAAUUCUUAAGAAAUCUGAUGACAUGGUUCUUUUUGCACAUGACAAUCCAAUUAAAUUAGGCGAGACAUUAAAGUUCGGAAAUUCAUUAGGAGUAGUCAUGUCAAUUUUUGAAAGAAAUCAAUUAGCAUUAUUGUUAUAACAAUCUGAAGUAUUAGAGCCUAUCUAGCCUGUUAAUUCAUUAAUGCCAUAUCCACAAAAUGAAAUCUGUACGAUUGCAGACAUAAAGGAAUCAAAUGAAAAUACUGCUGAUAGCAAAAAAUUACCAAAAAGAACUCUUCCAUAGAGUUAAAUUUUAUCACAUAAUGUGUAUAUCGAUCUCUUUCAUCCAAUAACUUAUGGACAAAUGCUCAUCAUUAAAGAUAAGGAACUUUUGAAUAAAUUGCAAGCCUUUGAUCAGAUUAUUUAUUAUGGCAAAUCUCCAAUCAAGUAAGCAACUUGGUUUAAAUAUGCAGAUAAUUAAGGUUCAAAUUACUACUUACCAAGAUAUGCAUUACAAUACGCCAAAGAAAAAGCGAAAACUCUUAAAACUUUGUUAGUAAUGGAUCAAAUUUAUGAUCAUUGUGUUGCGCAUUAAAAAUUAUAAGAGACAAUUCAAUCAUAUGUUUAUGAAAGAACCACUAAAACUGUGUACUUGUCUAAUCUAUUGAAAGAUCUCUCAGAAUCCUGUGGAUACAGACCAGGACAUAGCAAUCUUACUGUUGCUGUUUUGCAAAAAGAUUCGAAAGAUGACUUAUUAAACGAUGAGUUGGAGAAAGAACUAGAAUCCUUGUAAUCUCAUACUCCUACACAAAGCAUAUCUAAGCCAAGUCCAUUCAGUUUGUAAAUUCAAAGUCCAUUGUAUUAUCAUUUAGCCUAAGAAUUAUACAAUAUUAUAGCAUAACACAACGAAAAAAAAUCAGAAUACUUAUAAAAGCAAUAGUUAAAGAUUCAUAUUGAUCCUUGGGACUUUUAUCAAUAUUUUGAUUGCAAACCAAUAGUGUAAAUGAUCAACUUAUUCAACCAGUAGAAUGGCUAAGAACACGAGUUAGUAAUCCUAGUCGAUUUCUCGGUUAAGGCAUUCAAAGAAGAAUUGAUUUGUCAACUCAAAGGUUCCCCUAAGGAAAUUUUGGAUGAUCUUCUCGGAUUCUCUUGUUAAAUAAAGGAGUUUGAUGGAAAGACAUUUGCUGAAUUUUAUUAUGAGAAGAAGAAUGAAUUAGAUGGAACUGAAUUCAAGAAUGUAAUAAAUGAAAGCUUAGGAAGAUUUUAUGAGUUAUACAUGCUUCAUUUAAGAAUGACAGAUUAAUUGUUAUAAUACAAAAAGGAUUACAUAUGAGUGAGUAUUGGCAUGUAUUUUUAUUAAGACAUAUAAUAAUUAAAUUCAAAUAGAAA
Paramecium tetraurelia is the source of this 1511-nucleotide messenger RNA. RefSeq lists its product as uncharacterized. The record is from RefSeq and is a predicted model, not a curated record. The transcript is spliced from 3 exons. NCBI's taxonomy places the organism in Eukaryota, Ciliophora, Oligohymenophorea, Peniculida, Parameciidae.